AAGCUUUUCCGGCUGCCCGGCGGCCCGACGCUGACGUUCAAGGUGAUGCAGUACUCGCUGAUCAAGGACGUGGUCUCGUCCCUCAAGCGGCACCGCAUGCACGAGCAGCAGUUCACCCACCACCCCUUGUUGGUCCUCAGUAAUUUCGGUCUCCAACAAAUCCAGGUCAAACUGAUGGCCACCAUGUUUCAGAAUAUGUUUCCCUCCAUCAACGUCCACAGGGUCAACCUCAACAACAUCAAGAGGUGUUUGCUCGUCAGCUACGACGCAGAGACGCAGCUCCUCGAUUUCAGACAUUACAGCGUGAAGGUCGUGCCCGUGGGUGUGAGCAAAGGCCUGAAGAAGCUGCUGCAGGAGAAAUUCCCCAACAUGAGCCGCCUGGAAGACAUCAGCGAGCUGCUGGUGAAAGACAUAAACCUCUCGGAGAGCGAGGCCGAGCAGGAUGGGACCCACAAUGUCCUGGAGCUGCCGCAGGCGUACGCCGGCCGAGGCAACAUGAAGGCGCAGCAGAGCGCCGUGCGCCUCACCGAGAUCGGACCCCGCAUGACUCUGCAGCUCAUCAAGGUGGAGGAGGGCCUGGCACAGGGCAACGUGCUCUACCACAGCUUCAGUGAGUGCCGCAAAACGCCGUCUCCG
Fulmarus glacialis (Northern fulmar) is the source of this 636-nucleotide messenger RNA. Its product is annotated as suppressor of SWI4 1 homolog. Lineage: Eukaryota; Metazoa; Chordata; Aves; Procellariiformes; Procellariidae. Gene Ontology annotation, biological process: ribosomal large subunit assembly; rRNA processing. Gene Ontology annotation, molecular function: rRNA binding. The transcript has 6 exons. The annotation marks the transcript as partial. The record is from RefSeq and is a predicted model, not a curated record. Gene Ontology annotation, cellular component: preribosome, large subunit precursor.